GGUGCCGGGCGGUUCGUGCGGGGCGGGCGGACGGGGCGGGCGCCCCGGAGUCUCGCUCGGUACCUCCUGCCCCGCGCGGAGCCUGCGACGGACGCUCGACCAGGGCCGGGGGCUUUGCCGCUCCAGCGAGAGCCCACUCUCUGCUGGUGGCAUCGUGGCCGCAGGCCCCCGCUGGAUUGUCCAGGAAGAUGGGUGCCUGCAGGAGAAAGGCCCUGACCCUGCUGAGCAGCGUCUUUGCCAUGUGCGGCCUGGGCCUGCUGGGCAUCGCGGUCAGCACGGACCACUGGCUGUACCUGGAGGAGGGAGUGGUCCUGCCCCAGAACCAGAGCACCGAGACCAAGAUGUCCCUGCACUCAGGCCUGUGGAGGGUCUGCUUCCUCGCAGGUGAGGAGCGGGGACGCUGCUUCACCAUAGAGUAUGUGAUGCCUGUGAGCACCCAGCUCGCCUCCGAGUCCACGGUCAACGUGCUAAAAAUGAUUCGCUCGGCCACGCCGUUCCCCCUGGUCAGCCUCUUCUUCAUGUUCAUCGGCUUCAUCCUGAGCAACAUUGGACAUGUCCGUCCCCACAGGACAAUCCUGGCCUUUGUCUCCGGCAUCUUCUUUAUCCUCUCCGGCCUCUCGCUGGUGGUGGGCCUGGUGCUGUACAUCUCCAGCAUCAACGAUGAGGCGCUCAACAGAACCAAGGAUGCGGACACCUACUUCACCUACAAGUACGGGUGGUCGUUUGCCUUCGCCGCCAUCUCCUUCCUCUUAACGGAGAGUGCGGGGGUGAUGGCCGUGUACCUGUUCAUGAAGAGGUGCACCGCCGAGGACGUGUACAGGCCUCACCCCGGCUUCUACCGCCCGCGUCUGAGCAACUGCUCCGAUCACUCGGGCCAGUUCCUGCACCCGGACGCCUGGGCGCGAGGCCGCAGCCCGUCCGACAUCUCCAGCGACGUCUCCCUGCAGAUGAACAGCAGCUACCCAGCCCUGCUCAAGUGCCCCGACUACCGCCAGGUGUCUUCCUCCCCCUGCUGAGUCCCGGCCCCGGACUGCCGUGCCCAGACAGCCCUCCCUGCCCCCGCUGCCCUUGGUCUACCGCCCGGCUGUCCCCGUGCUUAGCUGUUUUCACCUGACCCGUGUCCCCUCCCUGCUCGCCCAGAGGAGCUCCUGCAGCCCAGGGUGGGUGUCGGGAGUCUGGAGCCAGCGAGCGGAUGACGGGUUGAGAGCUGGGGGUUCCCCCCGCCUCUUGAGUGCCAGUCAUUGGGCGCCCUCCUUCCCUGGGAGGGGUGGGCCUUCCAGCUCUGUCUUCCCCGCCGCACCCUACGUCAUGGACCCAGGCCAAGGCCAGCUCUGCGAUGCCAGGUUCCUUCCAGAGACCCAGCUGGACUUGGGUGCUUGCCAACUGGUCUGGCCCUCGCGUCGUGAUCUGGGCUAUGGGGCCGGGAGGUGGCUCUGAUACGGAGCUCUGGCUGCUUCAGAGUCGUCCAGCGCUGUCCUUGUGAAGUCCUCUACCGUUUGUGGUCACCCCCCGUGUGCCCUGUCCAUCUCCCCCCUGCCCCACGGCCUGUGGGUCUUCUUCCUCUUCUCCCAGCAGAACUCAGCUGCCCCAGCUUUGGUCCCCAACGGGCUGAGAGGGGUCUGAGGCCACCUGAUGAAGUGACAAGGAGGUGUUAGUGGCUGAUGGUGUCUUAAUGUGCGUGGCCCGCAGUAACAUAUCUAACAAGGGCCUUUAAUGCCUUAACCCAAAGCAGUGACUCUGACAUUGAGAACUGCAGAAGGUGGCUGGUCCGGGUUAAUACUACCAAGCACUGUUUCAGGCCCGGGGGAUGCCGUCCCCACUCACAUGGGCAAUAUUUCUGGUCCAGGUCCCUAAAGUCUACUCAUGUAGACGGAUGUCUAUACCACCGAAGGAGAAAGAAGGCAGCUUUCAAAGAGGCUGCCUGGGAUUUGGAGCUGGCUUUGCUGACGCCUGAGUCUAAGCAAGCCAGACUCAGAAUGACCCUGCUGCUCUCCUGAGGAUGCCUGCCGACAUCGGGGGUUGCCAGUUUAAUCCUAAUACAGGGCAGCAUCUGCUUCCUGGGUACGGGGCGUGUGUAGGCAGAGAGACGCCUCCGGAAGAUGGGGUGGCGUGAUGCCUGCUUUCCGGGCAGGAAACCUGAAGCCCCUUCCGUGAAGUUCACAGAGGGAAACGGGAAAGGCCCAGUGCUGGACGGGACCCCCUCAGGUCUCCACGCGUCUUCUCGCACGCCCACUGUGGGAUUUGAGGUUUUGAAUAGCAGAACAACGCCAGGCUGUCUGCUGUGUAUUUUUGCCACACCAGCUGUUCACCCUUUCUCUUGCUCUUUUUUUAAGAUAGCGUUCAGUUUUGGGUGCAAAAAGCCACCGUGGGCGACACGUGGGCUCCGGAAAGAAAUACAGAAAACCGCACUUGUGGCAGGGGUGGCCUUCAGAAGGGGAACGCAUUCGUUUGCUGGGGCUGCCACGGGCUGCGUGGCUUAAACAACAGACAAUUAUGUUCUCACAGUUCUGGAGGCCAGAAGUGCAAGAUUGAGGUGUCAGCAGAUCUGGAUUCUCUCGAGGCUGUUUUCCUUGGCUUGCAGAUGACCAUCGUCUCCAUGUGUCCUCACAGGGUCUUUUUCCUGCACGCCUGCAUGCGCCCCUGGUGUCAGACUGGAUAAGAGCCCAUCCUAACAGCCUCAUUUUAACUUAAAUCACCUCGAUAAAGGCCCUGUCUCCAAAUGCAGCCAUAUUCUAAGUCGUGGAGGGAAGGGCUUGAAUAUACGGAUAUGGAGCUUUGGGGAGGGGUUGGGGGACAGUUCCGCCCAUAAAAGGCAGAUUGCCUCGUAGCUGGAUUGUUCCCUUGUUCACAGAAUAAUAGAGGAGAAACGAGGGAAGCCGACUGUGGUCCCAGUCCUGCUACUGUCCCCGCGUGGGUCCUGGGGAAACCCCCUUCUGCUCCUAAACUAUUUCCAAGCCCUCCUCCCACACCUACCCCCAACUCUAAUGAUCCAGCCUCGUGUAGAAAGCUCCAGACAGCCCUCCUGUGUGACUGUUCACCCCUCCCCUGUACACUGAUGGCAGCCGGAAAGCCCGCCUUCCGCUCCACAGGCACCUGCCGUGACUUGUAUCCUUGGUAACCGCUUACAGCUUAACAAGGAAACCAGCGCGCCCGGCAGCAAAAGACUCGUUUAGUGUACCUGGAGACCGUUAGGUAGCAUUUCCGAACUAGACGGUUGUUUAGAUGUGCUUUACUCCGAUCGUUGUCAAUGUAAUGAGCUCCUCGGACGCACUUUUCUCUCCCUGAAGUGCUCCCUCUCUCUGUCCAUGUGCCAGGCUUGUUUUCGUGCACACGGAAUAAAUAGAAUCCACUCCUGAACACAAGCUGA
This is a messenger RNA of Delphinapterus leucas (beluga whale), 3367 nucleotides long. It is a transcript of the gene CACNG5, whose product is annotated as calcium voltage-gated channel auxiliary subunit gamma 5. The record is from RefSeq and is a predicted model, not a curated record. Gene Ontology annotation, biological process: neurotransmitter receptor internalization; positive regulation of synaptic transmission, glutamatergic; neurotransmitter receptor transport, postsynaptic endosome to lysosome. Lineage: Eukaryota; Metazoa; Chordata; Mammalia; Artiodactyla; Monodontidae. Gene Ontology annotation, cellular component: postsynaptic density membrane; AMPA glutamate receptor complex. Gene Ontology annotation, molecular function: channel regulator activity; voltage-gated calcium channel activity.